GGGUUAAUUAAUUAAUGGGCACGCACUACUACUCAUCAGUUGAAUAUACUAUAGGAUAGUACGGCGUAGACGUUGAAAAAUACAGAUGUUUAAGCAAGCUGGCGGGAGCGGCCGGAUUGUCCCUAGUUGAAUACAGCGUCUCCACUCCCCAACCCCGACCGGCAGCCAGCCACCCCCGUCGACCGUCGUCGUCUCUCCCACGGCGCCACCGUACCACGACCGCGUCCAUAUAAGCUCGUGCCACGCACGAGAAAACGAAAACCCAAAUCGACCAACGCGCCGGCGCCGGCCAACCAGACCAGACGAAACCAGAGCCAGCUCCGGCCGGCAGGCAAGAAGGCCGACGACCGACGAUGCGGCAGCAGGAGGACCGGGCGCUCCUCCCGACGACGACCGCCGCCGGGACACCGGACGCCGCGGCGGCGGCGUCCGGGCCGUCGGGCCGGCUGCGGACGGCGGGGCUGGUGGCGGCGUGGUACGCGUCCAACAUCGGCGUGCUGCUGCUCAACAAGUACCUCCUCUCGUUCUACGGCUUCCGGUACCCGGUCUUCCUCACCGCCUGCCACAUGUCCGCCUCGGCGCUGCUCUCCUCCGCCUUCGCCGCCGCCGGCGGCGCCUCCUCCGCCGCCCGCCGACCGCUCUCGCGCGGGCAGGCGGCGAGGGUGGCCGUGCUGGGGGGCGUCUUCUGCGGCUCCGUGGUCGCCGGCAACGUCUCGCUGCGCUACCUCCCCGUGUCAUUCAACCAGGCCGUCGGUGCCACCACGCCCUUCUUCACCGCGCUCAUCGCCUACGCCGUCGCCGGCCGCCGCGAGGCCCGCGCCACCUACGCCGCCCUCCUCCCCGUCGUCGCCGGCGUCGUCAUCGCCACCGGGGGCGAGCCCAGCUUCCACCUGUUCGGGUUCAUCAUGUGCGUCGGCGCGACGGCGGGGAGGGCGCUCAAGACCGUGCUGCAGGGCAUCCUGCUCUCCUCAGAAGAGGAGAAACUCAACUCCAUGGACCUGCUGCGGUACAUGGCGCCGGUGGCCGUGGUGCUGCUGGUGCCGGCGACGCUGAUGAUGGAGCCGGACGCGCUCGGCGCGGCGGCGGCGCUAGCCCGGGAUGACCCCAGCUUCGUGUGGAUGCUCAUCGGCAACUCCUCGCUGGCCUACCUGGUGAACCUGACCAACUUCCUGGUCACCAAGCACACCAGCCCGCUCACCCUCCAGGUGCUCGGGAACGCGAAAGGGGCGGUCGCCGUCGUGGUCUCCAUCCUGAUAUUCAAGAACCCGGUGACCGUCAUGGGAAUGCUGGGCUACGGGGUGACCAUCGCCGGCGUGGUCCUCUACGGCGAGGCCAAGAAGAGGAGCAAGUGAGCUGCGCCGGCGUGGGGAACAAGACCUCAGAAGAUAUGCUGACUGUCGCAAUGAUCUUUCGCUGGAGCUCCGGCAGAGUCCUGAUGGUGGGACGAUGAAGAUGACCAACUCAUUUGUAUAUUUAUUAUUGUUCAUUCAUGCUCCAGGUGCAACCUGGGUGUUCCUGAGAUCUGGGACUUGACGAUGUUACAGUUAUCACAAGCUGUUAGAUCAGAUGCAUUCAUGCUUGCAAAUUGUUGUGUAGGCUGCACUACUACAUUGCAAGUGACAAUUGAUCAAUACUACUGCUAGCCAGAGAUAUACAGA
This is a messenger RNA of Hordeum vulgare subsp. vulgare (domesticated barley), 1658 nucleotides long. RefSeq names its product probable sugar phosphate/phosphate translocator At3g11320. Bases 354 to 1352 code for a protein of 332 amino acids. The record is from RefSeq and is a predicted model, not a curated record. The transcript is spliced from 4 exons. Gene Ontology annotation, cellular component: Golgi apparatus. Gene Ontology annotation, molecular function: antiporter activity. NCBI's taxonomy places the organism in Eukaryota, Viridiplantae, Streptophyta, Magnoliopsida, Poales, Poaceae.